AUGAAUUCAACAAGAAAUGAUAAUUUAGAGACAAAGUAUUUUGAUGAUAAUUAGUUUAAGGAGAAUUAGCCUAUGAAUACAAAUAAAGUAACAAGUAGAGGCUAUUAAUCUAAUAUUUUACAAUCAUUGGCAAUAUAGGGAAGCUAAAAGAAAAAAUUCAAUAGUCAAAAGAGGGACAUUUAUGUUCAAAAGUUUAUGAAGAAUAUGCAAUCUGGAAAUUAAAAGAUUAAGCAAUUAAAUAAAUUAUAAUUACAAAUGAUCAAUGAUAAGGCAAGUUCAUAAAAGACUUAAAUCUAAAAAAAAUCAACAAUUCCAAAAAUAAAUGGAAGAUAAUAGUUAUUUUUGAAUAAUCUAAAAAAUUCAUUUAAAAAAAAAUUGGAUAGAGUACCUAUUUUAUAUCCAUAUGCAAAAUUUAAAAUAUUAUGGGAUGCCAUAUCAGUCUUAACUCGAUUGUAUUUCACAUUUGUAAUUCCUUUAGAUUUAGGUUGGCAAUAAAAAUCAUUUAUUUUUUAUGAUUUUUAAGGUAUAUCUAUUAUAUCUCUUUUGUUCAUAAUAUUUGAUUUAAUAUUGAGUUUGAAUACUGCUUAUUAUAAGGAUGGACAAUUAGUGACUAAUAGAAUAAUGAUUUUAAAACAUAGUCUCUUUAAUUCAUAUGGAUUGCAAUGGUUCACAGUCUUUUUAUUGAUAUUGUUUUUCUUUAUUUCAAUAUCAGAAGAAGCACUAUAUGGAACAAAAUCCACUUUUAGCUUUUUAAUAUUAAUCUUAUUUUUAGUGCAUUUUAAACCUAUAAUCACAAUAGUUAAUUAUUAUGAAGAGACAUUAAAUUUUAACAAAUAAAUCUAAUCGAUCUUAGAAUUAGUAAAAUUAUUAUUUGUACUCUUUUAUUCAAUUCAUUUUUUUUCUUGUAUUUGGAUGCUUGUUGGAAAUUAUAGUAUUACAAAAUAUAAUAAAAGUUGGGUAUUAUAAAGUGGAGUUGAAGAUGCUGAAUGGUAAAUUUAAUAUUUAUAAUCAUUCUAUUAUUCUGCUGUAACUAUGUUUACAAUUGGAUAUGGAGAUGUAACACCUUAAUCAUCUGCUGAAAAAGUCUUAGCAGUUACUUAUAUUAUAGCAGCCAGUAUUUAAUUACCAUAUAGUGUGAAUACUUUGGGAACCAUCAUUUAAUAAAUAUCAGUUUACACUGUUGAAAAGAAAAGGAAAUUAAGAAUUAUAUCUACUUAUUUAACUUAAUAGAAGAUAUCAUAGGAUUUAUAAAUUUAAAUUAGAGAAUAUUUAACAUUUAGAUGGGAAAACUAAUAAGUAAGUAAAAAUGAUGAAGUUGAAUAAUUAAUAGCAUAAUUAUCAACAGAUUUAAAAGACUCUUUAGUAACAGAAUCAUAUAAAUAAAUAUUAAAUAAAUGUUCAUUAUUUAGUAUAGGAUUUUCAGAAGAAUUUAGAGCAAGUUUAGUUAAAUUUGCAAAAGAAAUUGCUUUAUAGCCAGAAUAAGAAUUACAUACAGAUGAUUCAUCUUAGAAUAAUUUGUAUUAUAUAAUAUCAGGAGAACUAUAGAUUUAGCAUUCAAAUGGAUUGAAUUUAGGAACACUUGUAUCAGGAUAAUCAAUAGGAUUAAAUAAUUUUAUUACUUCUUCUUAAAAACCAGAGAAAUAUAGAAGUGUUGGUUUUUCUAAAUUGAUUUGUUUAGAAUAAAAAUAUUUCUUAAAAUUAUUAUAAGAAUAUCCAGAAGAUUAUGAAAAAUAUUGUUAAAUUAAGGAUUCAAUGUUAUUUACUGAUUAAAAUUAGGAAUUACUUCCUUAGACAUGUUUUUCUUGCAAUAAAAAAUAUCAUUCUAUGAUUAAUUGUCCUAAAAUUCAUUAUGUUCCUGAUAAAGAAAAAAUCUUAAAGUCAUUUACUUUUCCGAAUUAUUAAAAAAGGACUAAAUUUAAUCGUAGAAUUAGAAUUAUGAAUUUUUUAACUCAAGAAUAAGUAAUAGAAGGAUUAAAAAUAGCAUCAUAAUAAUUAUUGAAAGACAAUCCUGAAAUUGUCAAACUUUAUUCAGCUGAAUAUUUGAUAAAUGAAGUAGAAUCAGCAAAAUAAUCAUUAAGUGAAAUAUAACCUUUAGAAUAAAGUUCUCAUUAUUCUAAUGAAUAAGAUAAAACUCCAGAAAAAUAAUAAUACUAAAAGAUCAAUAAAUUCAAAUAAGCUGUUCAUAAGAUUAUUUCUAUUAAUAAUGAAUAUUCAUAAUAUAUUACAUUCCAUUAAAUAGAUCCUAAGAAAAGUAAGUAACUAUUACAAAAUACAUUAACAUUAAGAUUGAAAGUUUUGGAUGAAUUAAAAAGUAGCAUUUUUAAAAAAGAGCAAGAUUUAAUAUAAUAUGUAUUGUAAUUAAAUAAUAUGGAUUAUUAUUUUGAUAAAUCUUAAUUUGAAAGUGCUCUUAAUUAUAAAAAUUAUUACCCUAAUGAUAAUUAUAAGAAUCUAUUCAAAGAGAAACAACAAAAGAGAAACUUAAAAUUAUUAAGAAGAUUAGCAUUGUACUUUUUAUAACCUUGUAAUAUAAUUGAUUAAUUCAAAUUAACUAAUGAUGACAUAAGUCCUAAGUUAUGUCAGAGAAGGAAGAAUCUUUACUUCUCAGUUGAUUUGGUAAUGCAAUGA
Paramecium pentaurelia is the source of this 2625-nucleotide messenger RNA. NCBI's taxonomy places the organism in Eukaryota, Ciliophora, Oligohymenophorea, Peniculida, Parameciidae. The record is from the annotation of a GenBank genome assembly.